Messenger RNA from Lampris incognitus (smalleye Pacific opah), 8578 nucleotides. It is a transcript of the gene arid1ab, whose product is annotated as AT rich interactive domain 1Ab (SWI-like). The coding region runs from base 245 to 7150 and encodes 2301 amino acids. Gene Ontology annotation, biological process: regulation of transcription by RNA polymerase II; chromatin remodeling; positive regulation of DNA-templated transcription. Gene Ontology annotation, cellular component: brahma complex; nBAF complex; nucleoplasm. The transcript is spliced from 20 exons. Lineage: Eukaryota; Metazoa; Chordata; Actinopteri; Lampriformes; Lampridae. Gene Ontology annotation, molecular function: nucleosome binding; DNA binding. The record is from RefSeq and is a predicted model, not a curated record.
UCGGCGGAUCUAAUUCACUGCCUCUCUAUUUAUAUUUUCUUAUUUCCCCCCACACCGCCGCCAACACCCCACUAACUUUUCUGGUCAAACGGAGUCGCAGUGGAUCCCGGAUUCGCUCCGGAGGUGGGAGGAAUGAACCGGGACACGGGUACGUUGUUCUAAAUAGUUGUAUUUAUGUUCAGCGCUGUUCGGAGUUGGAUCGUGAGCGAGUCGCUGUGCUGAGAGAGAGCGAGAGAGGAAUAUCAUGGCCGCUCAGGUCGCUAGCGUCGCCACUCUCAACACUAGCCCGCCAUCCGAACUUAAAAAGCCGGACCGGGACCCACAGGAGGAGUCGGUACCGGGAGAGAAACAACAUGAAAAUAAGGAACCGGGAUCUGACAGCGGAUCUCCGGGCCAGAAGGAGCUACAGGACGGAACCGACGCUGGAAAUGCUGGGGGAGGAGGGGAUCCUGACAUGAAGAACGGCAACGGGAAUCUACCGAGGGUCAACAACAAUAGCAGCAACCAGAACGAUGCCGGAGGUGCCGAAGGGAAUAACCAUCCCGGAAUGGGACACCACCACCCCGGCCCCUUUCCUCCACCUCCCUACGGUUACAACCAGCACUACAGCCGGGCCCCUUUUCAUCAACAUGGCGGACAACAAAGCCCUGGCAUGGCAGCUGCAUCGGGGCCGGCAGUGCAACCAGGCAGUAUGAUGGACCCUUACCCUCCUAAUUCACACGAACACGGUUAUCCUAACCAUUACAACAACUACAGCCCAUUCCCGAACAGGACUUCUUAUCAGGGCCAAGGGUACGGGGCCAUGAAUUCCCCGCGUAACAACCAGCCUCCGGCGGCUGGGGGGCAGCCAGCAAAGCAGCAGCCAGCAGGAGGAACCGCUGCUAUGGCUGCCUCUUACAAUAAUCAAAGGUAUAACAUGGGAAACCAACAGCCCACGUCCACGCCGACUCUGAACCAGCUGCUGACCUCCCCCAGCUCGGCGAGGAGCUAUCAGAGUUACCCGCAAGGAGACUAUAACAAUCAAGAGGGGGCCAACAAGGGACCAGCAGAUAUGGGGAGCAGUCAGUACGGCGGGGGCCAUCCGAGUUGGCAACAAAGGAGCCACCAUCCUCCUCCUAUGAGCCCGGGAAACACUGGACAACCUCUGGGCAGAAACCAGCCCCCCAGCCCGAUGGAACAGGUGGGGAAGAUGCGCGGUCAGCCGUAUGGAGGGGCCAACCCCUACUCCCAGCAGCAGCAAGGGCCUCCCCCGGGACCCGGACCUCAACAGGGAGGCUCGUACCCUGGGCAGCCUUAUGGACCCCCAGGCCCUCAGAGGUACCCCAUGGCGAUUCAGGGCCGCACCCCCGGCAGCAUGGGUGGCAUGCAGUACGGACAGCAGCUGUCAGCUUAUGGACAACAGGGUCCAGGGAGCUACAGCCAGCAAAGUCAAGGCUACUACGGUCAACACGGUCCUCAACCUCACUCCGGACAGCAGCAGCAGCCCCCGUACCCUAGCCAGUCACAGGGCAGCUCUGGAGCCCCUUACCCCCAGCAGGGUCACCCAUCACAGCCUCCUAGUCAACACGGGCAGCCAGGACCCCCGUAUACACAAUCCCAAGGCCCCCAUGGUCCUCCUCAGGGUCAGCCUACCUAUGGCCAGCCCCCACAGUCCCAGCCAGGCCAGCCGCCCUACGGCCCUCCCCAGCAGCAGCCUCCCCAGCAGCAGCAGGGUCCAAGUUCCCAGAGCCAACAGGGCCAGCAGGGCUACCCUCAACCUCCAGGUUCUGGGCAGCCUCCGCAGCAGCCCCCACAACAGCAGCAACCGCAACAACAGCAGCAACAGCAACAGCCCUCACAACAACAACAACAACAACAACAACAACAACAACAGCAGCAGCAACAGCAGCAGCAACAACAACAACAACAGCAACAGCAGCAACAGGGAGGAGGUCCUCCUCCCCAAGGCCAGCAACCCCCAGGUCAUGGUCAGCAGGGACAGCCCUCUCCUUACUCUCAGACACCUCCUCUGCAACAGCAACAGCAGUCAUCCUAUCAGAGGUUCCCACCUCCUCCACAGGAGCUCUCCCAGGAUUCCUUUAGCUCCCAGUCCAGUGCUCCUCCUUCUAACCUGCCCAUGGCUUCCAGCAAGAGCAGCCAAGAAGACAGCAUGCAGGGCCGGCCUUCCAGUCUGCCGGACCUGUCCGGCUCCAUCGACGAUUUGCCCACAGGUACGGAGGGCGCGCUGAGUCCAGGGGUCAGCACCUCAGGGGUGUCCAGCAGUCAGGGAGAACAGAGCAACCCCGCCCAGUCCCCCUUCUCCCCACACACUUCGCCCCACCUGCCGGGAAUCCGCGGCCCUUCGCCCUCGCCCGUAGGCUCCCCCGCCAGUGUCACCCCCUCCCGCACGGGCCCUCUGUCUCCAGCUGCCGUGCCAGGUAAUCAGAUGCCUCCAAGACCACCGAGUGUUCAGUCGGACGGCAUCAUGCACUCUUCCAUGAACCAGUCAGCCAUGGGCCAGGACAGGGUGUAUAUGCGUAACCCUCAGAUGCCUCCCUAUGGGUCCCCUGGUCAGCCUGGCUCUGCCUUAUCGCCGCGACAGUCUUCAGGAGGCCAGAUGCAUGCUGGGAUGGGGCCCUAUCACCAGAACAACUCCAUGGGCAACUACGGGCCCCAGGGGGGGCAGUAUGGACCACAAGGUUACCCCAGACAGCCUGGUUACAGUGGGAUGCCCAACGCCAACUACCCAGGAGGCCCUGGCAUGGGCGGCUCUAUGAACCCCAUGCCCGGUCAAAGUGGUCCUCCAUAUGCAGGCAUACCUCCUGGCAGAUUAGGCCCGGGUCAGAUGGGUGCACGGCCCUACGGUCCUGGGAUGGGCCCCAACAUGGCCGGCAUGCCUCCUCAGGUGGCAUCUGGGAUGUGCCCUCCUCCAGGCAUGAACAGAAAGGAAGGUGCCCCCCCCAUGCACCAUGGACCCUCCAACUCCAUACACAACAGACCACCAGGUUACCCUAACAUGUCCCAGGGCAUGAUGGGAACAGGUGCUCCGUAUGGCCCUAGCAUGAACAGCAUGCAGGGAAUGAUGAACCAGGGAGGGCCAGGGCCAUUCCCCAUGGGCGCUAACAUGCCCAACAACACCCCUGGAAUGGUGCCCAGUCCAGAGUUUGGCCUGGAAAAAAUGAACCCUGCCCAGAAGAUGAACAACAAAGUAGAGGGGACUCCCAAACCUGAGUCCAAAAAGAAGUCAAGCUCCUCCACCAUCACCAAUGAGAAAAUCACUCGUUUGUAUGAGCUGGGCCCGGAGCCGGAGAGGAAGAUGUGGGUGGACCGCUACCUAGCAUUCGCUGAGGAGAAAGCCAUGGGCAUGAACAAUCUUCCUGCUGUGGGUCGCAAGCCCCUUGACCUCUUUAGGCUCUAUAUAUCCGUUAAAGAAAUUGGAGGACUAACCCAGGUGAAUAAGAACAAGAAGUGGAGGGAGCUAGCCACCAACCUGAACGUGGGCACGUCCAGCAGUGCGGCCAGCUCACUGAAGAAGCAGUACAUCCAGUGCUUGUAUGCCUUCGAGUGUAAGAUUGAACGUGGCGAGGACCCGCCCCCAGAUUUCUUCAACACCGACACCAAAAAGACCCAGGCCAAGAUCCAGCCGCCAAGCCCAGCCGGUUCUGGAUCUCUCCAAGGGCCCCAGACGCCCCAGUCCACCAGUAGUUCCAUGGCAGAGGGGGGUGACCUGAAGCCCCCCACCCCGGCUUCAACCCCCCAUACCCAGAUGCCACCGAUGCCUGGUGUCAGGAGUAACGUGAAUCUGCAGGACCCUUUUGCUGAUGGCGGAGACCCCGCUUUUGCCAGGAGGAACGCCAUGACUCCCAACUCUCAGAGCUACCAGCCGGGGUUGGGUGGGCCGGAGAUGAUGGGUCGCAUGGCUCCCUACGAGCCAAACAAGGACCCCUUCGGUGGCAUGAGGAAAGCUGGAGAACAGUUUAUGACACCAGGCCCAGGCCCUAACAGCGGAAUGGGAGAACAGUACAACAGAGGUCCACCAGGUCCUAUGGGAAACUUGCAAAUGGGUCAAAGGCAGCAGUACCCCUACGGACCCGGAUAUGACAGGAGACAGGAGCCAGGCAUAGGCCCUGAUGGCAGCAUUGGACCUGGAGGGCCUCAGCCCAGCCUUAUGCCUUCUGGAGCCGACACAGGGAUGUACUCACCCAGCCGCCCUCCACAGCAACAAAGGCAUGACUCUUAUACUAAUCAGUACCCUGGCCAAGGAGCUCCCCCUGGUGGGCCAUACCCAAAUCAGCAGCCAGGAAUGUAUCCACAGCAACAACCGAACUACAAGCGGCCUGUAGAUGGAGGCUAUGGCCCUCCUGCCAAGCGUCAUGAGGGAGAAAUAUACAACGUCCCCUACAGCGGUCAGCAACAGCCAGGCCCCCAACCCUCAGGGCCCCAGGGCCAACAGGACAUAUACAACCAGUACAACACCUACCCUGGAGGGGAACGCAGACCUCCAGGUCCACAGAACCAGUUUCCUUUCCCAUUUGGCAGAGACCGGGGGCCGGCCUCUGCAGGGCCCAACUCCCAGUCCCCCAUGCCUCCUCAGAUGAUGGGAAGUCCAAUGCCAUCAGGUCCUGAUGGCCCCCAGGGCCCAAUGUGGCAGGGCCGCAAUGAGAUGGGUUACCCUAAUUACCCAAACCGACAGGGACCGCCAGUGCCAGGCCAGGGCCCCGGUUUCCACGGAAUGAACCGCUCAGAGGAGAUGAUUCCAUCAGAUCAGCGCAUUAAUCAUGAAGGUCAGUGGCCUGGACAUGUCAACCAGCGGCAGCCUCCUUAUGGGCCAGGUGGCUCUGGGCCACCCAUGUCCAGACCCCUGCCGUCCAACUAUCAGGCCUCUCAGAACCACAUAACGCAGGUGUCGAGCCCAGCGCCAAUGCCGAGACCCAUGGAGAGUAGGACGUCACCAAGCAAGUCCCUUUACAUGCAUUCAGGUAUCAAGAUGCAGAAAGCUGGACCUCCUGUGCCAGCCUCACACAUUGGCCAGGCCCCUGUGCAGCCACCCCUGAUCAGGAGGGAUGUAGCCUUCCCACCUGGCUCUGUGGAGGCCAGUCAACCCCACCUCAAGCCCCGUCGGCGGCUCACCAUGAAAGACAUUGGCACGCCUGAGGCUUGGCGAGUAAUGAUGUCCCUAAAGUCAGGCCUACUAGCUGAAAGCACUUGGGCCUUGGACACCAUUAAUAUUCUACUGUAUGAUGACAACAGCAUUUCUACUUUUAACCUUUGCCAGCUGCCUGGAUUCCUGGAACUGGUGGUGGAGUACUUCAGACGCUGCCUUAUCGAGAUCUUUGGCAUUCUGAAGGAAUACGAGGUAGGAGACGCCGGCCAGCGCACCCUCAUAGACCCCAAUGCUGUUGAUGAGGACAGCUCUGACGAAGAGAUUCCAAUACCUGAGGUAGAGGACAUGGACACAGAUGAGGAGGAUCUUGAAGAGGAAGAAGAGGAGGAGAAGGUCACUCCAGACCCAUCCUGGCUAGUUUCGGUGAAACAGGAGGAGGAGAGCUCGCAGAAAGACAAGCCUUCAGAAGAGGAGGAGACAGAGCCGGGUAUCUCCACCGCAGGCCUGGCCCAGGAGUCCAGUACCCCCUCUGAGAAAUGUAAGCAGGGCAGCAAGUUUGAUAAACUCCCCAUUAAGGUUGUACGGAAGAAGAACCCCUUCCUGGGGAACUGUUCCUCCAAGUUUGGUCGGCGGCAGAGCUUUGACAGCGGCCUGAUACACUGGAGCAUCGGUGGUGGGGACACCACAGAACACAUCCAGACACACUUUGAGAGUCGGAUGGACCUUCUCAAACAGCGGAAACGAAUGCCUGUAAUUGCUGAGAGCCGGAGGAAGGUCCCAGUGCCUGAGAUGGCGACAGAAGCCCCGGAAAAGGCUGAGGCAAAUGGGGAGAGCAAGCAGUCCCAGACCUCUGAACCUCAAAAGUCCACCUCAGAGAAGAGUGAGAAGGCUCUCCCUCCUCUUCCUGUUGGCAUGCCGGUCACCGCCACGAUUGACGAUGUGCUGUCGGCUCGCCCGGGAUCCGUUACCGAGGAGGUGGUCCGUGGUGGUGCUGCGGAGCAGAAGGAGAACGGCAAGUACCUGUUCAGCAUUAACCCUGACCUGCAGAGCCGCCGCAAUGUCAAGAUCCUGGAGGAUGAACCGCACAGCAAGGACGAGACGCCCCUCAGCACGCUGUCGGAUUGGCAGGACUCGCUAGCCCGCCGCUGCAUCUGUGUCUCCAACAUUGUCCGCAGCCUCUCCUUUAUCCCCGGGAAUGACCUGGAGAUGUCCAAGCACCCAGGCCUCCUCUUGUUACUGGGCCGCCUGGUGCUGCUCCACCACAGGCACCCAGAACGCAAACAGGCGCCUGUCACCUAUGAGAAGGAGGAAGAGGAAGAUGAGGGUGUGAGCUGUGAGAGAGACGAGUGGUGGUGGGACUGCCUGGAGGUGUUGAGGGAGAAUUGCCUGGUCACUCUGGCUAACAUCUCGGGCCAGCUCGACCUUUCUAUCUACCCUGAGAGUAUAUGCCUACCCCUGCUGGAUGGCCUGCUCCACUGGGCUGUCUGCCCCUCGGCAGAAGCCCUCGACCCCUUUCCCACAGUGGGACCCCAUGGGUCACUUUCCCCCCAGAGACUGGUCCUUGAGACCCUCAGCAAGCUCAGCAUCCAGGACAACAACGUGGACCUCAUUCUGGCAACGCCACCUUUCAGCCGCCUGGAGAAGCUCUACGGCUCCCUGGUGCGUCUGGUAGGUGAGCGCAAGGUAGCCGUCUGCCGGGAAAUGGCAGUAGUUCUGCUGGCCAACCUGGCACAGGGCGACAGCCUAGCAGCCAGGGCCAUCGCGGUGCAGAAGGGCAGCGUUGGCAAUCUCCUGGGCUUCCUGGAAGAUAGCCUAGCUGCCACACAGUACCAGCAAAGCCAGAGCUCCCUGCUCCACAUGCAGGGCCCACCCCACUUUGAGCCCACUAGCGUGGACAUGAUGCGGCGUGCGGCCCGGGCCCUGCACGCCCUGGCUAAAGUGGAGGAAAACCACUCAGAGUUCACUUUGUACGAGUCACGGCUACUGGACAUCUCGGUGUCCCCCCUUAUGAACUCUCUGGUGUCCCAUGUGAUCUGUGAUGUACUGUUUUUGAUUGGCCAGUCGUGACAGCCGUGGGAGGUUUCAGCUCCGCCUCUUUUCCGUACCCCCUUCUCCCCUUUUUUGUGUGUCUGUUGUGUGUGAGUGUAGAGAACUAAGAGCAAAACUGACUGUCCUUUUUUUAAUUUAUGCAAAUUCACCUCGGAUUCCACUGUCUUUCUACCCCUGCUUCUCACUAAAGGAAGGAAUAUCAUGAAGUAGCUGUGGAUUUUAAGUCUGAAAUAGAAAGAUACUAGCAAGAAGAGCGGAUUGGGACCCAGGCCUAGGAGAGAGUGUGCUGCCCUGCGGAAAAGAACAUUUUUUUUUAAUGAAAAGAAAAAUCUUCAGGAAAAAAAAAAGAAAAAAAAAAAGAAAAACAAACUGUAACCAAAGUUGCUGUCUCGUUUACAGUUAGUUUGGUCAUAUAUGUGCCCGGUUUCUUCCUCGGGGGUUGGCAGGGGGAAUAAGGCAUGGACAAAACAAUAUUUUGGUUCAUGUUUGGAGGCUAAAUAGACUCAUGGACUCUGGUGUGGUAUAAUUGCUGUAACUUGGAUUCUAUAUACUCAGCCCCACAGGAACCACAUUAUUGGCUGUGAACAGACAUCUGUCAUGGGAGGCCUGUGCAGUAGAUUGUAGGACUUUUUUCUGUACUGUACACCUUAAAAACUGUAAACAUACUGUAAUAAUACUGUUUCACACUGAGAUACGCUGGCUUGGCAGCAAACUGUAGUUUUUAAAACCAAUUUUAGUUAAUGUUGAGAGAGAAAGCGGCUUUCCCCCCAAAGUAUCGUGAACCUACAACACCCCGACCUCUUCUCUUUGUCCCUUGAUUGUAUGACUUGACCCUUAAGAAAGAAGUCACCUCUUAGGACUGGUCCUCGACUCUAGAUGCAGUCCAAGCUGCAAGUGUAUAUAUGAUGUUGUAAAUGACACUUCUUUCUCUCUUUCUCACCUUCCGUUGCUCUUCACCAUUUUUAAUAAUCUUCGGUAAAAUGAAAAGGUUACACUCAAGUGAAAUCCCCCGCAUCAGAAAGUAUACCAUAGUGAUGAUUACUUGACUGCCCCCUGACCCUUGGCUCCCCUCCGGCACCUCACCCUGUUUUGUUUCGCGCUAAAGGGGUGUGCAGCUGCUGCUGUCCCGUGCAAACCCCCAACACGGAUCCACCGUCAGUCUGUUUCCAGUCCAGAUGUAGAGAAUAUAACAAAAAUCAUGUCUCCGGUUCUGUUCGACGAGCUCCUUCAAAAACAACAAACUAGACUUUGAUGAAGAAACCAUUUGAAUUUUUUUUUUUUUUUCAGUGAUGCGAAUUCUGCAUAUUUGUAUUUCAGACAAUGUAGCUAAAAUCUUGAUGUAAAUUCCUUUUUUUUUUUUUUCCUUUUUUGGCUUAAUGAAUAUCAUUUAUUCAGUAUGAAAUCUUUAUACUAUAUGUUCCACGUGUUAAGAAUAAAUGUACAUUA